AUGCCCAGCCUAUACACUUUGACUCUCAUUGCCGGCAUUGCCUUGGGCGUUAUUGUUGUAAGGCAUGUGUUGGCAUAUCUCACAUCGCCGCUCAAAGAUAUCCCAGGGCCUUUUCUGGCCAAGUUCACAAACAUAUGGCGGUUGAUCGACCACUACAAUGCCACCCAGAUCAGCACCCAGAGACGGCUUCACGAAAAGCUGGGCCCUGCUGUCCGGAUAGGGCCCAACGUCGUCAGCCUGAGUGACCCAACUCUGCUCAAGACUGUCUACUCGACUCGUGGGGAAUAUUUAAAGAGUGACUUCUACUCAGUCAAUGACGCUGUGCAAGACGGCCAGGUCAUCCAAAAUGUCUUUGGCACACGGAGCAACGCCUUCCACACCAAAUACAUGAGGCCGAUACAGAAGCUGUACUCAAUGAACAGCAUGCUCGCCAUGGAGGGCUUGGUGGACAAGACAAUCAGAUCCCUGUGCGAGCAGCUCGAGAACCGCUUCAUGGACGGCAGGAAUGCGAACAAGGCCUGCGACCUCGCCGACUGGAUCGAAUUUUACGCAUGGGACGUCGUCGGCGAGGUGACGUUCAGCAAGGACUUCGGCUUCCUCAGGGGCGGCAGCGACCAGAUGGAGCUGAUCCAGACCGCCGAGAGCAUCAUGCACUACUUCGGGGUCGUCGGCCAGAUGCCCGCGCUCGACGGCCUCCUGGGCAAGAACCCCCUGCUCUCCGGGCCGGGGAGCCCCGUCGGCUUCCCCAGCUUCGGGCGGGCCGCCGGGUUCUGCUACGAGCAGCUGGCGGAGCGCCUGUCCGGCCACGACCCCGAGAAGGACGCGGGGCGGCUCGACUUCCUCCGCGAGUUCCUCCGGGCAAAGGAGGAGAACCCGGGCGUCGUCACGGACAGUGAGGUCCUGGGUUAUCUCCUGCUGAACAUCCUGGCCGGGGCUGACACCACAGCCAUCGUGCAGAAGGGCAUCAUAUACUACCUCCUCAGGAACCCGACGGCACAGGCUAGGCUCCGAGCCGAGCUAGACGCCGGCGGCGUCUCGUCCCCCGCGUCGUUCGCCGAGACGAAGGAUCUCGGAUACCUGGACGCGGUGGUCAGAGAGGGCCUGCGCAUGCACCCUCCCGUGGGGAACAUCCUGGAGCGCGUCGUGCCCGCCUCGGGCCUCCCGCUCCCCGACGGGCGCGUGAUCGCGCCGGGGACCAUCGUCGGCAUGAACCAGUGGGUCGUGUCGCGGAACAAGGAGGUCUACGGCGAGGACGCGGACGUCUUCCGGCCCGAGAGGUGGCUGCGGGGGGACGGGGAGGCGGCCGCGGCGUAUGAGGCACGGCUGAGGAUCAUGAGGGAGGGCGAUUUGUCCUUUGGCGGGGGCAACCGGAUAUGCACGGGCAGACACAUGGCGUCCAUGGAGAUGUUCAAGGUCACGGCGACGCUGUUCAGCCGGUAUGAUAUUGAGCUCGAAGACCCUAGCAUGGACUGGACUGUCCAUCAAUGGUGGUUCGUGUUCACCAAGGAUGUGAGAGUUAAGAUAAGUCGGCGAAAGUAG
Diaporthe batatas is the source of this 1539-nucleotide messenger RNA. RefSeq lists its product as uncharacterized. Bases 1 to 1539 code for a protein of 512 amino acids. Lineage: Eukaryota; Fungi; Ascomycota; Sordariomycetes; Diaporthales; Diaporthaceae. The transcript has 5 exons. The record is from RefSeq and is a predicted model, not a curated record. Gene Ontology annotation, molecular function: oxidoreductase activity, acting on paired donors, with incorporation or reduction of molecular oxygen; iron ion binding; monooxygenase activity.